This is a messenger RNA of Nematolebias whitei (Rio pearlfish), 3611 nucleotides long. RefSeq names its product zinc finger protein ZFAT. NCBI's taxonomy places the organism in Eukaryota, Metazoa, Chordata, Actinopteri, Cyprinodontiformes, Rivulidae. Gene Ontology annotation, molecular function: RNA polymerase II cis-regulatory region sequence-specific DNA binding; DNA-binding transcription factor activity. The transcript is spliced from 24 exons. Gene Ontology annotation, biological process: regulation of transcription by RNA polymerase II. The coding region runs from base 147 to 3611 and encodes 1154 amino acids. The record is from RefSeq and is a predicted model, not a curated record.
UAGAUGACUUGUGUCGCACAUUCGACAGAAAUCUUUGUUUUCGUAAAGUAAAUAAUACCUAAAUCUCUAUUUACUCACUGUAUGUAGUUAUAUAGUAGUCCACACUUGUACACAAAUAUUUUAGUUUAUUUUACAUGUAGGUAAAAAUGGACCGAGAACAAACAGUCUUUCCAGCUGGCUCUGCGUUCAUGUGUCAGCUGUGCAAACUCUUCUCUCACAGUCGCGCUCAGCUGUUGGGUCAUUGCUCCCAGGUGCAUCCUCAACAUGAGUCUGCAGAAGACAUUAUGGUGGAGCUGCAGCCACUUACUGCAGAGCCAGUGAAACAGCUGGCAGAGGGUCCAGUUAAGCGAAAAAGAGGACGGCCAAAAGGCUCCACAAAGAAGAUUCACAUUAACUUGACAGAGGAUGCUACUCAUUCUGCAGAGAAUGAUUUUAAAAGAGAACAAAAGAGAAACGAGGAACAACGCCUAGAGUGUAGUUCAGUUCAAGAAAGUCGUGGUGAGAGUUCAACACUGGAAUGCAGACACUGCCAUCGCUCAUUUGGAAACAAACGACAGAUCCUCAAGCACAUCUGCCUAAAAGAACAAGAUAAAGUAGAGGAUGAUACAGAGAACGAGAGUGUCUGUGCUGGAAAAGUAGAAGGAGGUUCUGAAGAUGUGGAUUCUGAAGGAGCAAUUGUGAACCACUCUAAACAAAAACCUGCAAGAUUCUCAAAAGUAAAAGAUGUGAACAGCAUUAAACUCUCCCAAAGCAACAGAUCUCAUGUCUCAGGUGAAGAAGGUCCGACAACUGGGCAGAAAAAGUCCGUCAUUGGUGUUGUUCUGAGAGAGGAUGAAAUACUUCCAGGUAUUAGUAAAAUGGUACCAAUUGAGGACAGUUCAGAAACAGAGACUGCUGCUGUUCAAGCUCAACAUCAGCCUGCAAGUGGAGCGAUAACCCCUGAAAAUAUCACCACGGAGCCAGAGCCGAGCUCCAGUCUGAGCUCAGCAACAGCAGAAACAAACAAAGGCUUCCAGGAAUAUUCCAUCAAACAAGAUAAUAUCAGUUCACGCCUGAACCAUCUGAAGAUCUUUGCCUGUGAGUUCUGUCAUAAGAUCUUCAAGUUCAGACACUCGCUGGUUUCCCACCUCAGGACUCACACUCAGGAGAAACCUUUUCACUGUCCGCACUGUGACUACGCUUCAGCCAUCAAAGCCAACCUGAAUGUUCACUUAAGGAAGCACACAGGAGAGAAGUUCAGCUGUGAACACUGUUCAUUCAGCUGCCUCAGCCCGGGACACCUCAAGGUUCACAUCGAGCGAGUCCAUCAGAGAGUGAAGCAGCAUUGCAGCUUCUGUGUGAAGAAGUACUCUGAUGUGAAGAACUUACUGAAGCACAUGGAGAAACAUCACAACCUGAAAGAACCGGACGUUUUACAAAACUACCAGGAACUGAGAUUAAAGACUCGUCAGGGCCUCAGGCAGCUCCUGUAUCACUGCACAACCUGUAACCGACACUUCAAGAACCAGCUGGGGCGGGAGCGCCACAUGCUGAUGCACAGUCCUCAGCCUCCCUUCGCCUGCUCGCUCUGCGACCACUCUGCGACCAAGAUGGUCGCCCUUGCUGCCCACGUCAGGAAGCAUCUCUUCCUGUAUGCCUGCUGCGCAUGUGACAGACAGCUGGUCAGCUCGCAUCGACUGAGGAGUCACCUGGAGGAGUCUCACCCCGAGCUGGAUCAAGAACGAGCCUUUGCAGACUGCAUCAACAUUAGCUACUGUCUGAUCCCACCUGAGGGAAGGGGAGGGAGCGAAGAGGCGCAGAGACGAGAGAUGGAAGAGCACAAGGAGGGUGAAGAUGACAGAAAUGAUGCAGUAGGCAAUAAGGAGCAGGACGGGGAGCAAAAGACGAAAGAACGAGACACAUUGCUGGAUGUAUGUGGAGAAGAACACGUAACUGUGGGAGCAAGUGAAAAAGAAGACGACUUAAGAAAUGAAGGUGCUCAGGAUAGUUCUCAGAACAGAUGUGAAGUGGCUGAAGUGGCAGCAGCUGAAGAGCAGUUAAACAAAACAAGUUCCUCUGCAGCUGAAAACACAAACACCUCCUUAUCUACCAAGUGUCUUCACAUCCUGCACCAGCAAGAUGGGACUCAAGAAAACACACCUUCAUCUUUUGGUCCUCAGGUGGACAACAAGCAGACUUCACUUUCAGAAAAGGCUAUGACUGCAUUCCAGCAGGUGUUUUCAUCCCUACAGAAGACUCAGCUUGAUAUGGACAUGUUCCAGAGACUCAGAAAAAUUUAUGGAGACCUAGAAUGUCAACACUGCGGGAAGUUGUUCUGGUACAAAGUCCAUUUUAAUGUCCACGUUCGCACACACACCAAGGAGCACUUGCACUAUUGUUCGAACUGCAGCUACUCUUCCAUCACCAAAAGCUCCUUGAAUCGGCACCAGAUCCACAAGCACAGCGGCCUGCUGCUGCGCUGUUCUGUUCCUGACUGCAAAUACACCACGCCUGAUAAAUACAAACUACAGGCCCACACGAAGACACACCACAGUCAGGGGCGCAGUGCGACUUGUCCCGUCUGUCGGUGCAGUUUUCCUGAGCACAGAUUAAAGUACCACAUUAAAUCAUCCCACCCAGGUAAAGUGACUGUGCAGGGAAAAAGACUAAUGGUGCAGCGUGCAGAGAAGUGUCCCCACUGUGACUCCUACUUUCUAAAGAACAGCAGUGACUUUCAGCAGCACAUCUGGGCACAUCAAGGUUUGAAGCCAUACAUCUGCGGUGUCUGCAGCUACUCAUGUCGCAAUAGGAGCAACCUGAAGACUCACAUGAACCGACACAACACGGAGAGUCAUCAUCUCUGCGAUUUGUGUGGUAAAAAGUUCAAAUCGAAACUCACCCUGAAAAGCCACAGGCUGAGCCACACAGAUGAAGGUAAGAGGUUCCAGUGCUCUGAGUGUCACUUCACAUCGGUGUUUAAACCAUCAUUGCUCAGACAUAUGGAGCAACAUGCAAAAUUUAAGCCGUUUCAUUGUGCUCACUGCCACUACUCCUGUAAUAUCGCCGGUGCUCUGAAGCGACACUACAAAAUGAAGCACCCAGAUGAGACGUAUGAGAACGCUGCGCCUGGACUGCCCAACUCUGAAACGCUGGAACAGCAAGGUGCCCUAAAGUGUCCAGAGUGCGAUUUUGUUUAUGGAACAAAGUGGGAGUUAAACCGUCACCUGAAGAACAAACACAACCUGAAAGUGUUGGAAGCCAAAUGGGAGGUAGUUGAAGAAGCAGAGGCUCAUUGUGUGUCUAUGGAGAAUGAGGAGCAGCUCACAAAUACACCUGUAGCUGCCACAAUGGACAGUGUAAAUAUCCAGCAGAUGACUAAACUCAGCUCAGAGACUCACAGUGAAGUCGCUUCCUAUGUUGCCAUGUCUCCCAGCACUUUGGCUGUAGUACAACAGUUACAGAUGGCCGAAGAGCAGGAGGUCGGUGACUGUAGCGAUCAGCUGUUGGUGGUGAAUGUGGAGGGGGCUGUGGAUGGAAACCAGGUGAUGGUGAUGGAGGAGGCAAGCGGCUUGGAGGCUCUGACGGUCCUCACCCAGGGAGAAAAUGCGCACCACUAUAUUGUUUACAUUUAA